AUGCGCGGCGCUCCUAGGCGCCUGCUGCUGCUGCUGCUCUGCGCGGCGGCCUGCGCCCUGAAGCCCAUCCAGCGGCGCCGGCUCCUCGCCACCAGCGCGCUCCUGCCGGCGAGCCAGGCCGCCGCGCUCGCGCCCAAACCUUCACCGCCGCCGCCGCCGUCCUACGUGCGCGAGGACGUCGCCGGCAGCCCCGGGGACCUGCGCGCCUACCGGCUGCUGCGCUUCGCGUCGGGCCUGCGCGUGCUGCUCGCGAGCGACGCGUCCGCGCGCGACGCGACGGUCGCGGCGACGGUCGGCGCGGGCCAGCUCCGCGAGCCCGUCGAGGGCCUGAGCCACCUCACGGAGCACCUCGUCAUGCGCGCGGGCGACCUCGAGGCCGUCGCGGCGAGCUUCGACGGCAACGCCAACGCCUACACGGCCUUCGACUGCACGACGUACGUCGCGUCGUGCUUCCCGAGCCGCGUCGGCCGCCUCCUCGCGGCGUACGGCGACGCGCUGUCGCCGCGGACGGCGGACAGGUUCGACGGCGCGACGGCGCGCCGCGAGGUGAAGCGCGUCGACGCCGAGCUCAAGGGCCCGCCGCGCGGCGCGGCGCUCGAGCUCGAGCUGCUGCGGCACCGCGCGGUCGGCCCGCUGUCGCGCUUCGGCCCGGGCACGAAGACGACGCUGCUGCCGCGCGGCGACCAGGCGCGCGACGGCGACGCGUUGGCUUCCGCGGCCGCGUCCCUCUACCGCGCGCGCUACGUCGCCGAGGACGCGACGGUCGCCGUCGUCGCGCCGAUCCCGCUCGACCUGCUGGAACGCGCCGCGCGGAACCUCGGCAGCCCGCUCCGCGACGGCCCGCCGCCGCGGCCGCCGCGGAAGCCCCGGGACCCGCUCCCGGCGCUGGAGCGCGGGUCCAACGUCGUCGUCGCCUCCGGCCGCGACGUGUUGAGUCUGACGUGGAGCGUGCCCUACGAGAGCCUCGGCGGCGCGGACGCGUACCGGCGCGCGAAGCCCUGCGCGACCGUGAGCCACGUGCUCGGCCACGGCGGGCCGGGCAGCCUCCAGGCGAAGCUGCGGGCCAUGGCGCCGACGAGCGGCUCGCGGCCGGGCCAGCCCGCGCUCUCCGCGGGCGCGUUCCUCGAGAACGACGACGCGUCGGGCUUCGCGCUCUUCCACGUCCGCGUCUUCCUCCAGCGGAGCGCCCAGUGGGAGGAGGCCCUGACGCACGCCCUCGGCGCCGUCGCCGCGCUGCGGCUCACGCCGCUGCCGCUGUGGAAGGACGCGGCGGACGAGUGCGCGCGCCUCGCGGAUCUCCAGUGGCGCUUCCCGCCGCGGCCGCCGACGGCGUCGGAGCUCGCCAACGACAUGCGCUGCGCCGACUUUGACGUGCUGGGCGCGCGGCGCUACGCGGCGGCGCCGCGCGACGCGGCCUUGGCGGCGUCGCGGUUCGCGGACCUGCUGACGCCCGAGCGGUGCCGCGUCGCCGCGUGCCUCUCGGAGCUCGACGCGCGGACCGUGCGGACGAAGGUGCGGCGGUCGGCGCUGACGCGGGCGCGGCGCGUGCGCUACUUCGACGUCGACGUCGACGUCGCGGCCGUCGGGCCCGCGCCGUGGUGGCGGUUCCCGCGGCCGUCGCCGUACGUGUCGCGCCUCGCCGCGGGCCAGGUCGACCCCGCGCCGUCGCCCUUCGCCGUCGACUCCGCCGCGGCGUCGCCCGUGAGCAUCGACUUCCUGCUGGAGAUGGCCGCGAAGCGCCAGCCGCAGGCCGGCGCCGCCGUCGAGCGCGUCGCGGGCGCGGGCGCGGGGCCGGCGGCGGUCUGGAUCGACCGCGCGCCGACGAAGCCCGGCGCGGCGCCCCGGGCCAAGCUCGUCCUCUGGCUCCCCGCGGCCCGCGUCGCCGCGGCGACGGCCGCGUCGCGCGCCGCGGGCCGGCUCUGGCAGCUCCGCGUCGACGUCGCGCUCGCCGAGCCCCUCUACGACGCGGCGCUCGCGGGCUGCAAGUACGAGUUCGCCUUCUUGCGGGCGGCGCCGAACGCGCCGGGCCCGGCGGCGGGCGCGCGCGUCGCGCUCGCGGCCUACGCGGACGUGCUCCCGCGGUUCGCGCUCGACUACGCGCGGCGGCUCGGCGAGCUCGCGGCGUCGCCGAUCCCGGCGGCGGACCUCGCGCGCGCCAAGGCCUUCGCGCUCCUCGAGCCGGGCCUCGGCGAAAACGAGAAGCGGGCGCUCGCGGACGCGACGGAGGCGGACGUCCGCGCCGAGGCCGCGGCGCUCUGGAACUCCGCGGCCCGGGCCGCGCCGGCCUUCGGCGAGGCGCUCGUCGCCGCGGAGGACGCCGACGAGGCGUCGGCGAAGAAGCUCGUCGCCGCCGUCUACCGGGAGCUGCUCCCCGCCUACGUGCCCCUCGCGACGGCCCGCGCGCCCGCGGCGCCGCCCGCGGACCGGCCGAGCCGGCUCCUCGCGUCGCGCAACUCCUGGGACCACCCCGUCGCCGCGAACGCGUGCGUCGCGUCGGGCGUGCCCGGCCUCCUCGCCAACUGCAACGUGCGAUAA
Molecule: messenger RNA, 2535 nt
Organism: Aureococcus anophagefferens
Lineage: Eukaryota; Pelagophyceae; Pelagomonadales; Pelagomonadaceae
Exons: 1
Coding region: 1-2535 (844 amino acids)
Molecular function (GO): metal ion binding
Source: RefSeq, a predicted model, not a curated record